Messenger RNA from Rotaria socialis, 1674 nucleotides. The record is from the annotation of a GenBank genome assembly. NCBI's taxonomy places the organism in Eukaryota, Metazoa, Rotifera, Eurotatoria, Philodinida, Philodinidae.
AUGCCUGUACGACCAUUAACCAUCAGUUCUAUUAUCUUUCCAGAACAUUUUCGAUUUGUUAACAAUCAUCAGAAGUGGACAUCAACUCUGAUUUGGUCAACUUUAGUUGUCACCUUUUCGACAAGUUUUGUUAUGGGUGUUAACAUUGGUGGACCCAAUGUUUAUAAUGCAUUCAUUGUACCUUGGACACGAGGAUAUCCAUUUCCAUGCCAAAAAGAUGCCGGUGUUGCACAAUGGGUAGCAGGUGUAUGGUGGAAUUGCAACUAUGACAAUGUCUCACAUAUGAAUAAAACAGGCUAUUAUUAUCUACCUGAAGUACCCACCAAUCGAGAGCCUAUUCAACGGUUGAUAGAUGCAAUGCAUACGAUUUGUUUUGUUCUCGGUGGUACUAUUGGAGGUUUUACUGGACAAUAUUGGUAUAUAUUUCUAACGCGAAGAAAUGCUAUUUUUGUAAGUAUGAUCUUUCAAGUCGUUGCAUCUAUACUUAUGAUCAUUACAUUGGAAAUCUAUUAUGGAUAUACAGAUGGUGAUCCUGAUCUAUUGACCAUUGUUCGUACACUCCGAAAUAAAAAUGUGGCUGUUGCUCUUCUGUACAUAUCACGACUUUUAUCUGGAUGGUCUGCAGGAAUGUGUUGUGUGGUAUCUACAAUUUACUUGACAGAUAUCAGUCCACGGCCUAUGCGUGGCAAAAUUGUAACAUUUCAUCAGUUGUUUAUCGUCAUUGGACUUCUUGUUGGACAAAUCGUUGGUCUACCGUGGCUUCUUGGUCGACAUAAGCGAGUUCUCAUAUUGAUUAUUUUUUUAAAUGAAAUAUUGCCAUUGAAUGUUUUUAGUACAUGGAAUUGGGGCAUGUCAUGGAUUGGCCUAUUUUCAUUGGCAGGUUGUGUUCUCAUUUGGACAUUACCUGAAAGUCCACGCUGGUUGGUACAAGAUCAUCAAAGAGAUGCAGCUGCUCGAUCGCUUCGUACGCUUCGUCAGAAUAAUUUGAUUGAAGCAGAACUUGAUGAAAUCGAAAGGCAAGAAGCUACUGCUGCUAUGCAAGAUAAAUCUAUUUACUGUAUGUGUUUUUCACCACGUUUUCGCUGGCCAUUGCUAACUAGUAUAACAUUGAAUGCUGUUCAACAAUUUUCUGGCAUUAAUUCAGUCUUUUUUUAUUCGAGUACAACAUUUUCCGAAAUCGGUUUCGUCGAAGAUAAAGUUUACUGGGGUAUACUUUCAACGGGCAUCAUAAAUCUCAUUGCAACAAUAGGAGCACUAAAACUUGUCGAAUCAUUCGGUCGUCGAUCUCUAAUACUCUAUCCACUUGUCAUGAUUAUUUUCGUUAUGAUUCUGUUAUGUGUUUUUAUUGAAAUGCAUAAACCUAUCGUGGCAUUAUCGUUAACAUUAGUAUUCAUUGUUUUAUUUGCCAUCGGCCUUGGGCCAAUUCCUUAUAUUUAUCCAAAUGAAGUGUUUACUAUUGAUAUGAGACCAGCUGCUCUGUCCAUUUCAAUGUUUGCAAGUUGGCUUUGUAAUACAUUGAUUACUCUAUUUUUUCAAACAUUACGAACAGUAUUUCAGGGUUUCGUUUUCCUUUUCUUUUGUGUUUUUUGUUCAUUAGCUCUUUGGCUUUUGUGGUUUAAGAUGCCCGAAACAAAACGUAAAACACUGACCGAAAUUGAAGCGUUUUGGCAAUAG